AUGAUUACUCAUGCAAAGGACAUGAAUGUUACCUUUGACAAAUUAUUUAAUUUAGCACCAUUACCUGAAGAAACAUCAAAAGUUUCAGACUUGAAUAAAACAGACUUUAAGUUAAAAAAGAAAACUAGUUUUAAUGACUUUAAUAAUAAUAAUGAUGAUGUUGAUGGUUACCAAUCUAAAAAAAGGUCAAUGUCUACAGCAAGUGAGUCACGCGGAAUGACAAGAUAUGCAAGUAUAGGUUCAACUAAACAGAAGAAAGAUUCUUACUUGGCACCAUCAGAAUCUUAUGUGAUGCUAUCACGAUCACAUGAGAAUGGAUUAUCAUCUGAUAGUGGCGAUAUAAGUAACAGCAUUAUUAUCAAUGAUGAUAGACAGCAACGGGCCAGUAUUAGUUAUCGAUUGAAAGUAACGAAUCGUCUUUUUGAUUUGAUGAAUUCGAGAUCAGAGUUGUCUCAUCCAAUGUGCCAAGAAUGUACCGAGAUGUUAUUGGAUAGUUUGAGUAAACAGUUAACAGACACUUCAAAAGAACGUGAUUGUUAUAAAGAUUUUUUAAAGAAAAUGAAUGGAAAAUUGGCAGCAACUGAUAUGUUGAAAGAUAUUGAACAUGAGAGAGAAGUAUUGAAAAAAGAAUUAGAAAAAUUAGAGGCAGAAACAAGUCAACUUGAUGAGCUCGAAGAAAAUUAUUGGAAAGAAUUUAAUAAUUUUCAUAUUCAAUUACAAUCUUUUCAAAAUGAUAGGGAUAGUAUAAAUUUAAAAUAUGACCAUGAUACAAAAUUAUUAGAAAAAUUACAUAGAACCAAUGUCUAUAAUGACACUUUUUGUAUUGGUCAUGAUGGAUAUUUUGGAACUAUAAAUGGAUUUCGACUUGGACGUUUACCCAAAAUUCCGGUGGAGUGGAAUGAAAUCAAUGCUGCAUGGGGACAAACUGCAUUAUUGCUAUCAAUAAUUGCAAAACGGCUUAAAUUUACAUUUCAAAAGUAUGGUACAGGUGAUAUUGCAAUAGGAAGAUUAUUUCAGAAUCGUCGUUUUGAUAGUGCAAUGGUAGGAUUUUUGAAUUGCCUACAGCAAUUAGGAGAAUAUGUGGAAAGUGAAGAUCCCAAAUUAAAUUUACCAUACCGAAUUAACAAAGAUAAAAUCAACGAUGCAUCGAUACGACUACAAUUCAGUGUGGAAGAAUGGACAAGAGCAUUAAAAUAUACUUUGGCAUAUCUUAAAUGGAUUUUAGCAUAUGCAUCAUCAAUUAAAAAUGGAUCUGGCAAAAAUUAA
Entrophospora sp. SA101 is the source of this 1266-nucleotide messenger RNA. NCBI's taxonomy places the organism in Eukaryota, Fungi, Glomeromycota, Glomeromycetes, Entrophosporales, Entrophosporaceae. The record is from the annotation of a GenBank genome assembly.